This is a messenger RNA of Panicum hallii, 1441 nucleotides long. RefSeq names its product probable dual-specificity RNA methyltransferase RlmN. The transcript is spliced from 10 exons. The coding region runs from base 29 to 1234 and encodes 401 amino acids. Gene Ontology annotation, molecular function: iron-sulfur cluster binding; RNA methyltransferase activity. Lineage: Eukaryota; Viridiplantae; Streptophyta; Magnoliopsida; Poales; Poaceae. Gene Ontology annotation, biological process: tRNA methylation; rRNA base methylation. The record is from RefSeq and is a predicted model, not a curated record.
CAAAGACAGCCGUGAGCAAGCAAAGGAAAUGGCCGCCGCGCCGCCGCACGUCCGCGCAGCCCCUCUCGCCCGCGCCCUCCGCGCGCGCGCCUCCGCCGCCGCUGCCGCCGCGCCACCCAAGCCUCAGUCUCAGGCGAAUUCCCGCCGCGCGCUGCUCGGCCUCUCCGAGCCUGACCUCCGCCAGCUCGCCCUCGACCUCGGCCAGCAAAGCUACAGGGGGAGGCAGCUGCACGACCUCCUCUACAAGUCCAGGGCCAAGCAAAUCCAAGAAUUCAACCACGUGCCCAAGGCGUUCCGGGAGGCUUUGCUCGGCGCUGGCUGGACCGUCGGCCGCUCGCCAGUGCACCAUGCCGUGACCGCCUCGGAUGGCACCACCAAGAUACUUCUCAAGUUGGAGGAUAACCGGUUGAUCGAGACAGUAGGGAUUCCUCUCGAUGACGACAACAAAGGAUCUUCUAGGCUCACUGCCUGUGUUUCAUCGCAGGUCGGCUGCCCCCUGCGUUGCUCAUUUUGUGCCACGGGCAAGGGAGGGUUUGCGAGGAACCUUCAACCACAUGAGAUUGUUGAACAGGUGUUGGUCAUCGAGGAGAUGUUCAAACACAGGGUCACAAAUGUUGUGUUCAUGGGGAUGGGUGAGCCCAUGUUGAACCUCAAGUCAGUUCUGGAAGCACACCGAUGUUUCAAUAAGGAACUGAAAAUUGGGCAAAGGAUGAUGACAAUCUCCACAGUAGGUGUUCCAAACACAAUAAAAAUGCUAGCAUCUCACAAGCUUCAGUCAACACUGGCAGUGAGCCUGCAUGCCCCAAAUCAGAAGCUACGGGAAACAAUUGUUCCUAGCGCAAAGUCUUACCCCUUGGGAGCACUAAUGGAUGACUGCAAGAGUUACUUCCUCGAAACUGGACGCAGGGUAUCCUUCGAGUACACUCUGCUAGCUGGGAUCAAUGAUGAAAAGGAGCAUGCUGAAGAACUUGCAGACCUGCUUCGUACAUGUGGAGGUGGUUAUCAUGUGAACCUAAUUCCCUAUAACCCAAUUGAAGGUUCUGAAUACAAGAGGCCAUACAGAAAAGUGGUUCAAGCGUUUGUUGAUGCAUUAGAAGCAAGGAAGAUAACUGUCAGUGUUAGACAGACCCGGGGGCUAGAUGCUAAUGCAGCCUGUGGUCAGCUGAGAAAUAAAUUCCAGAAGAAUCCGCUGCUUGAAUCUUCAACCUCAGAGCCCAAUCUCGUACCUGUAUGAUGGAAGGGCUGGAGUGCGUGUAGAUUAUAACAUUUUAAGCCUUUUCAGGCAUGAGGUUUCUGUUUUUCUGAGAAAAUAGGUGUUGUAACUAGUAAAGUCAAGCAAAUUAUGUAGACAUAAAUCUAAGGAAUUUUGGAACAUUCUGUUGUGCCCCACCAAAUCAUGUAGACAGAGCUUACAUUGGAUACCAUGAACUGCAAUUCAGAA